Messenger RNA from Charadrius vociferus (killdeer), 2121 nucleotides. RefSeq names its product bifunctional coenzyme A synthase-like. The record is from RefSeq and is a predicted model, not a curated record. NCBI's taxonomy places the organism in Eukaryota, Metazoa, Chordata, Aves, Charadriiformes, Charadriidae. Gene Ontology annotation, molecular function: dephospho-CoA kinase activity; ATP binding; oxidoreductase activity. The transcript is spliced from 14 exons. Bases 1 to 2121 code for a protein of 706 amino acids. Gene Ontology annotation, biological process: coenzyme A biosynthetic process.
AUGCGAGCACAUGGAGAAAAGGCCGACCGGGAGGCCGAGCAGUACGAGCUGAACGCCCGGAACCAGGUGACGCUCUGGGGACCCAGCGGGAACAUCCUGGACUAUGCCAACAAGCAGCUGGGGGGGCUGGUGCUGGACUACUAUGGCGUGCGCUGGAGCCUCUUCGUCUCUGCCCUGGUGGAGAGCCUCAACUCGGGCAGCCCUUUCCACCAGGACCAGUUCAACCAGGCUGUCUUCCAGGUGGAGAGAGGCUUUGUCUACAACAAGAAGCGCUACCCGGCCGUGCCGGCUGGCAACACGGUCUUCCCGCGUGUGAAUGCCACUCGCCUCGGGGGCUGGAGCCACUUCGACUGCACCUACUCGUGUACGUACCUGCUGGACCCGGAGGACCCCAUGUUCCAGGUGAUCGGGACCCUCUUCCUGAAGGAGCUGAUCAAGGAGUUUGGCACAGACCACAUCUAUAGCGCCGACACCUUCAACGAGAUGACCCCCCUCUCCUCCGACCCUGCCUAUCUCUCCAGGGUCAGCAACGCUGUCUUCAGGUCGAUGACGGGAGGCGACCCCGAGGCACUGUGGCUGAUGCAGGGCUGGCUCUUCCAGCACCAGCCGGACUUCUGGCAGCCGGCGCAGGUGCGGGCCCUGCUGCACGGCGUGCCCCUCGGCAGGAUGAUCGUCCCCGACCUCUUCGCCGAGUCCAAGCCCGUCUACCAGUGGACGGAGUCCUUCUACGGGCAGCCCUUCAUCUGGUGCAUGCUGCACAACUUUGGGGGCAAUCAUGGCCUCUUUGGCACCGUGGAGGCCAUCAACCACGGCCCCUUCUCAGCUCGGCGCUUCCCCAACUCCACCAUGGUGGGCACCGGGCUGGUUCCUGAGGGCAUUGAGCAGAACGACAUGGUGUACGAGCUGAUGAACGAGCUGGGCUGGAGCCAGGAGCCCCUCGACCUCCCCAGCUGGGUGACCCGCUACGCCGAGCGCCGCUACGGCGCCCCAAAUGCCGCGGCAGCCAGGCUGCCCUUCAACUCCGUGUACUGCGCCAGCAAGUUUGCGGUGGAGGGGCUGUGCGAGAGCCUGGCCAUCGUCCUGCGGCCCUUCAACAUCCAUGCCCGGGCAGUGCUAUCCAGGCAGGGUGACGACAAGGUCCUGGCGGAGCUGAUCGAGCCGUAUGAGGUGCGAGCGGCAAAGCUGCGUCAGUUCCUGGAGGAUGUGAAUCCCUCACUGCGUUAUGACAUCGUGCCUCUGGUCGACCCCUACGGCCCCUCGGUCACAGACCCCGACCUGCAGUGCUUGGUGGUCAGCGAGGAGACCCGCAGGGGAGGGGAGGCCGUCAACAAGAAGAGACUUGAAAACGGGCUCCCCGAGCUGGCUCUCUACGAGAUCCUGUUGAUGAAGGACCCCGACCACAGUCAGAACGAGGAGGAGAAGAUCAGCUCCUCCAGCCUCCGGCAGAGGCUGCUGGGGACGCUGCUGCGGCCCCCGCGGCAAGACCCCACCUUGCCUUCGCGCCCGUACGUGAUCGGCCUGACCGGAGGAACCGGGAGUGGGAAAACCUCCAUCGCCAAACUCCUGGGGCACCUGGGAGCCUUCCUCAUCGACGCCGACAAGCUGGGCCAUGCCAUCUACGUCCCCGGUGGCCCUGCCUACGAGCAGGUGGUGGCGGCCUUUGGGGCAGAAAUCCUGAAUGAAGAUGGGACGAUUAACAGGAAAGUCCUUGGGGCCAAAGUGUUUGGAAACCAGGAGCGGCUGAAGAGUCUCACGGACAUCAUGUGGCCUGAGAUCGCGCGGAUGGUCAAGGAGCGGAUCAGGGAGGCAGAUGCUCAAGGAAAGGCCGUGUGCGUGCUGGACGCUGCCGUGCUGCUGGAGGCUGGCUGGCAAGACAUGGUCCAUGAGGUGUGGACGGCCAUCAUCCCGGAGGAGGAGGCUGUGAAGCGCAUCAUGGCCAGGGACGGGCUGAGCGAGGAGGCUGCUCGCAGCCAGCAGCAGAGCCAGAUGACCAACAGCCAAAGGGUGGAGCAGUCGCAGGUGGUGCUGUGCACGCUCUGGGAGCCCGAGGUCACGCGCAAGCAGGUGGAGAAGGCCUGGGACCUCCUGCAGCAGCGCCUGAGCCAGGAGCGCAGCCCGUGA